Messenger RNA from Oryzias melastigma (Indian medaka), 5152 nucleotides. Its product is annotated as monoacylglycerol lipase ABHD2. Lineage: Eukaryota; Metazoa; Chordata; Actinopteri; Beloniformes; Adrianichthyidae. Gene Ontology annotation, biological process: sperm capacitation; acylglycerol catabolic process; steroid hormone receptor signaling pathway. The transcript has 11 exons. Bases 878 to 2173 code for a protein of 431 amino acids. Gene Ontology annotation, molecular function: acetylesterase activity; monoacylglycerol lipase activity. The record is from RefSeq and is a predicted model, not a curated record. Gene Ontology annotation, cellular component: sperm plasma membrane; sperm flagellum.
AAAAAAAUGUAUACACUGUGGCAUUAUAAUUAUUUUUUUCUUUUGAAGUUACAGAGUAAGUGACGUAUGAGAAAUCUUAUUGCCUUCUGUCGUCAUCUGGUGGACACAGACAGCAACACAUUUGCAGCACCGACUUUUAUUAAAAUUGACUGUAGAACUAUUUAUACUAUCAUUUUUAAAAAACCAAAAAUAAAAUAAAGACAUAAAUAAAGACUAGUUCAUUAUUCUGUUGUUUCAACAAUAAAAAAAUGUCAGUGGGUGGCGCUUUAAAAUGCAAAUCAAGCGUGAAUUAAAAAAAAAAAAAGUUAUGCAACCUCACGUUUCCAACUCGUGCGUGGAGGAUCCGGUUUGUUGCUCAUUAAAUAUGCAAAACAAUGUUUCACUUCACGUUCGUGGACAAAACACAUGUGUGUUUGUCAGUGACAUAAGGUAGACAAUUUUUACCAACAAAAGCGUGGGUAAUGAAGGAAUUGUGUUGACAGGAGAAGGUAAACCGACUCCAUGAGUCAUGCUGGAGGGGCGUGGCGACAGCAACCUCUGUUGUCAUCGGCCGUUUUGACCAAUCAGAUCGCUCGGAUGCAAAUUAGCAGAUUGUUCUAGGAAGUGGGCUGUCAUAGCUGGGGAUGCUACUUCAGCUCGUGCCUCUAGCUGUGUUUUAUCGCCUCGCAGGGAACAGCUGGUUGUUAUGCUAUUGUGAAACGUUCAGGAAUUAAUAAGUCACGCUUGAAAGCUAGUGGCUUCGGAAAAACAAGGAGUUUUUAUUUUAUUUUAUUUUUUCUCUCUCAUCUCCCCAGCAGAGAUUCAUAACGUUGACCACAGAACUGUGACUUUUCCUCGUGACAUUUGACAGACCAUCAUCAAGCAUCAAAGCAUAACCAUGAGUGUCCACGAGUCAGACGUGCACACCAUCUCUCCAGAGAUGCCGGCGAUGUUCGAUGGGAUGAAGCUGGCGGCGGUGGCCACAGUCCUCUACAUCCUCGUCCGUUGUUUGAACCUCAAGAGCCCGACCGCGCCGCCAGACCUCACCUACCAGGACACGACCCUCAAUCGCUUCCUACUCAAGUCCUGCCCCCAGCUGACCAAAGAGUACAUUCCUCCCUUACUGUGGGGCAAAAGUGGGCACCUCCAAACAGCGCUGUACGGUAAACUGGGCCGGGUGAGCGCGCCGCACCCCAGCGGGAUCAGGAAGUAUCUACCCAUGCAGGACGGGGCCACCGCAACCUUUGACCUCUUUGAGCCUCUGGGGGAGCAUCGGACAGGAGAUGAAAUCACCAUGGUGAUAUGUCCUGGUAUCGGGAAUCACAGCGAGAAGCACUACAUCCGCACCUUCGUGGAUUACGCACAGAAGGAGGGCUACCGCUGCGCCGUGCUCAAUCACCUGGGUGCUCUGCCCACCAUCGAGCUCACCUCCCCACGGAUUUUCACUUACGGUUGCACGUGGGAGUUUGCAUCCAUGGUGGGCUACAUCAAGCGGACAUAUCCUCACACUCAGCUGAUUGUCGUGGGCUUCAGUCUGGGCGGGAACAUCGUCUGCAAAUUCCUGGGGGAGAACAGGAAAAACCAGGAGCGCGUCCUGUGCUGCGUGAGCGUCUGUCAAGGCUACAGCGCUCUGAGGGCUCAGGAAACGUUCCUACAAUGGGAUCAGUUCAGACGCUUCUACAACUUUCUCAUGGCCGACAACAUGAAGAAAAUCAUCCUCUCACACAGACACAAGCUGUUUGGAGAGAGCUCCUUUAAGAUGCUGGACGCCGAUGUCAGUCGACUGUUCACGGCAACGUCCCUCAUGCAGAUUGACGACAACGUCAUGAGAAAAUUCCACGGCCACAGCUCGCUCAAAGAGUACUACGAGAAGGAGAGUUGUGUACAUUAUAUUCACAAUAUUCAUGUGCCGCUGCUGCUGGUAAACUCUGCAGAUGAUCCUCUGGUUCAUGAUUCCCUUCUCAACAUCCCUCGAACGUUAGCAGGGAAAAAGCAGAACGUCAUCUUUGCCUUGACGCUCCACGGCGGCCACCUGGGCUUCUUUGAGGGCGAGGUUCUCUUCCCCCAGCCCCUCACCUGGAUGGAUAAAGUGAUUGUGGGCUACGCCAACGCCAUGUGCCAGUGGGAGAAGCAGAAACCACCGUGCCAAAGCGGGCCCCUGUCCGAGAACUCCUGCGUCGAGGCAAAAGCGUAGAACUAUCCUUAUCCUUACUUUAAGCCACUUUUCUGUUCUCCGUCUUCUUCUCUCUGGUGCUAGUCACCGUUCCAGACCCACACUUUCCCGUCACAAGCCUUUUACCGCCUGUGGAGAUCACCGCCACCUUACAGUGUGCAAACAGACCAGAAGAAUCAACUGCCUUCAUGCUCCUCUCCAGUACAAAGAGUCCGUCGCUCUGUGUCUAUGCAGCAGCGACCAUCGGCUAACGGAGACCAAACCAGACGAGAUUAUCUGGAGAUGGCAGAAAAUCGAGCACACGUGAGGCCUCCUGUUCUGAGGAGCUGGGAGGCCUUCUCUCUGUACUUACAUGAACACCUCCAAGCCCACACAGCCUAGUCUGCUGUUUUAACCAAAGCAGCACAUUUGUAGUAUGUAUGUGUCACACUGCUUAGAGUAUGCUUGUGUCAUCCAAGAGGUCACAACCCACCACGUGGUUGUUGGGUUGAGUCUCCAUUCACGGUCCUUUGACCUUUUUACAAUCUGUUUUGGGUGAAUCGUUUGUUGGUUAGAAUAAUAGAGGAAGAAAAUAAGUAUUACGGUGGGAUUUGACUCAUGCAGCAUGGUUCUGCUCCUCUGUUUAGCACUCAAAUGUUCGGUGCUCUUCAGACGUGAGCAGGUGAUCCAUGCACAGUCCCACCAGCUCAUCCUCCCACUUUAUUCAGUGCACUUUACUGUAUGCCACAAUCUCUUAGGUUCUCAUCGGUCCACAACAGAUCUAUGAAAACUGUUGAUUUUAUCGCAGCGAAGGGGGAAAAAAAAGAUGAUGACAAAACGUUAGAUGACUCAAAUGUUCCCCUUGUUGUCUGUUAAGUGUCUUUAAGCCCUCUUACCUACUUCUGCCUUUGAUCAGCUGCAGGUUCAGCGAAGACUCUGAUAUCAUCCUUUAACAGCACAGACCUGCUCAUCUGGCAGUGUAAAAAUAAACAGCCACCAGGGGAUCCUUUUGAAAAAGCAGAGAACGCCGUGUUCUGAUUUACCCAUGUGCUGCUAUGAAAAGGGAAAAUUCAGCAGUUUAGUUAUCGUCCAAGCUGUGAGGUUUGAUGUGUAGGAGGGUUGAGGAUACCAAGCUGAACCAAAUGUUUAUCUCUAGUGAGGUUUUUCUUUCAUUUCCAGUGAUAGUACUGCUGUUAGGACAAAACAUUUUUUUUUGUAUUUUGUUCGACUACCAAACAGCUUCUCCAUUUAUUAGUUCAGGUCUUGCAGCGUAAACCUGUAAUCUGCAAUGAUAGAUUAUCACUGUUUUGUUGUACUGUAAUUCUGGGACCUAAAUACAUAAAUUGUCACUUGGAUCUUUAUAAAAGAGUCCAGCCAAGGAACCUGUGAUCUAAACCCUGUUAUUGUACACUGUGACCAGUCAAACAGCUGGUUUGAAAUGCUAAAUGGAAUGACUGACAACAGUGCCUUUCGUUGGGCUGUACGGCCGAGAAUUGUGUUGUAAUACCUGGAUGAUAGUAUUUGUAUGUACACAUUUAAGGGGAUUUAGUUGGAACCUGAAAAGAACAAAAAAAAACGUCUUUAGAAAAAUCUUUCAAUACCUAUUUACAUUUUUUUAAAUCAAAUCUCAUUUACAAAUUAUUAAAAAACUACAGAACUACAACAUUUAUAAACCUUUCAAGUGGUUCCUUGCAAAUACUGUGGACUCCAGGUGUUACUUCCACAAAGGCUGGUGAGACCAAUGUGAAAAAGGGAUUUCACUGAUCCAACUUUUCUUUUUUCCAACUCAGGGUUUCUGCCGAUUCCGAACACGAAUCUGACGUGCACUGUCUCUUAGUUAUUUUCUCCUCAAAUGAAAAUCCAUGGACCUCCCUAGAAUAAUUUCCAAUGAAACGGCUGGAAAUCCACAGCCUUCUGUGACUGAGCGGACGUGUUUGAGUGGAAACCCUUCAUUUGUUUGGCGUGGAUCAGUGAUCAGAUCCAUCCCCUUUCUAACACACGAGGACAUGUCGUCCUCUUGCUUUGCCUCCAACGGCACUGUUGCCAUCUGUUGUCAGGGAAACCAAAACGCAGCUGCCAGGCGUUUGUGGCAGACGUUCAGAAACGGUCCACAUCUGUGGUUGAGGAGAAGUCAGGUGUGGUUUGGAUUCAAGAAUCAGAUCAGUGACACCAGCACUAACCCAGGUUUUGCAGUAACAGCUGUUUGUAUUCCUUUUGGGAUUUUAUGCCUCUCCAACUUUGCACAAAAAUGCAGGAUUGGAUGUAUUAUUUGGAUGUAUUUUUUUUCUAGUAAUAUAUAAUUUUUUUGUAUUUUUGUAUUAUCACUUUUUGUGUUGUUUGCUUGUGCAAUUGCAGCAGAUGAUGAGUGUUUGGGCGUUCUGUGUCAUAUCAUCACCUCUAGUCAAAAAUGUAUUUUUAAAAAAAACUGUUUGCAAAGGAGAUAUUUAAAAAAGAACUGUGUAUUUUUGAGGGACCACGUCAAGAAAAAAAAAUUCAGGGCAAUAAUAAGUCGGGAGGGAUUUUUAUUAUUGUUUUUAAAAGAUUCGAUUCAAGAUCUGUUUGACCAAAGUUGUCAGGUAAAUUAUUUUCCUGAAUUGUGGGAUUUAAAAUAUUUUGUUAUAUUGAUUUAAGAAUGCUCUCCUGUGUAUUUAUCCUAACUGCUACUGGCAUCAAGUUUGUGGGCUCACAUUUAGUUGUUCAGAAAUUAUUAAGUCUCAAGCUAUUGUGCUGUAAAUAACCAAAAUAUAAAACUGCAAACAAAUGCUUCAUGUUGGAUAGAUUUGGAAUAAGACAUUGAAAAAACUGUUUUCUUAUUAUUAUUAGAGUAAAGCAAAUAGAUGGGAGCCCACAUUGUGUUAUACAGCUUUAAUUUUGGUUUACAAACUUGAAAUGAAAGGACAUGAUACACUCGGAGACUGAACGUUGGGUGUUUUUGUGAAAGAAAACCAUUAGUGUGUGUGAACUAAUGAUGUAAGGAAAUAUGGUUGUAUUCUAAAAUAAAUUAUUUUCUCAAAACAAAAA